Oreochromis niloticus (Nile tilapia) is the source of this 1102-nucleotide messenger RNA. RefSeq names its product saxitoxin and tetrodotoxin-binding protein 2. The coding region runs from base 125 to 1009 and encodes 294 amino acids. The record is from RefSeq and is a predicted model, not a curated record. The transcript is spliced from 8 exons. NCBI's taxonomy places the organism in Eukaryota, Metazoa, Chordata, Actinopteri, Cichliformes, Cichlidae.
GCAAACAGACUCUUUGGACCGGCUGUGCUCAGUCUGCAGUCUUCAUGAGACGCCUCUCUCCGAGUUUACCUCAGAGCUUCUUCCCUCCAGAUCUCACAAACACUGCAGGCCCUCCUGAUCCAGGAUGCAGCUUUUGUUCGGAGUUUUUCUGCUGGCUCUGAUUCUGCAGAGCUGCAGUGCUGAACCUGCCGCAAAGGAAUGUGACCUCCCACCGAAGUUGCGACAGGAGGUACUGCACAAGGUGUUUGAGUCACGAUGGGUUCUGGUGGAAGCAUUCUCAGAUUAUCCAGCAGGUCUGAGGUUGGUGAAGCAUGCCAACAGCUCCCUGAUGGAGAUGAAGGAGGCAUUCAACAAUGAAACGUUUCUGUUCAUCGAGAGAAACAUAGUCUCUGGAAAAUGUCUUGUGUUUCAAGUCAACAUGUCAGUUCCUGAUCCCGAGACUUCCAACCACAGCAUGGUUCUGGACAGCCCUGGAGUUAUGGAGUUUGACGGGUUGGUGUCUCCAUACAAUGAUCAGGGCCGAGCAGAUGUAUACCAGGGCUGUGCAGACUGUCUGACUGUUGUCUACAGCGGCGUCUUUCAGGGAAUUCCAGGAAGGCUGUUGCUCAUCUACAGAAAAGAAGGGAAGCAUACGGACACUGAUGAGCUGAAGACAGAUGAGAGCAUCCACAGGAAGCUGGCAGAGUGCCUCAAGUUCAAUGUUGACACAACCUUCAUAUAUGACGGCAAGGCAGUGCCAGCUCUUCAUUUGUCAGAUGUCAAAGCCCUCAUUUUGUCCUUCCACACUGUGGAGACCCAUAUCCAUCCUUCAGAGCAGAGGCGAUUAAGAUCGGUAUGGGUGUCACAGGUGUACCAGUCCACCUUUUCUUCCAGGGCGAGAGGGGUUGCCAUUCUUGUUCGCAGAACUGUUCCUUUUAUAUUCAAAAAUCAGACAUGUGAUCCAGGUGGGAGGUUCAUACUUGUUACAGAUUUUUGUCUCGAAAAGAAGGAAGAAGAGAGAGACGCCUGAAGACGACGAGACGAGUUUUAGUUCAGAAUCUUGAAUUUAAUCUGAUGACUUUAUUUCGCUCUGACGAGUAAAGACUGAAUCGUAACCACAGAC